Molecule: messenger RNA, 1449 nt
Organism: Megalops cyprinoides (Indo-Pacific tarpon)
Lineage: Eukaryota; Metazoa; Chordata; Actinopteri; Elopiformes; Megalopidae
Product: BTB/POZ domain-containing protein KCTD21-like
Exons: 3
Coding region: 245-1021 (258 amino acids)
Biological process (GO): ubiquitin-dependent protein catabolic process; protein homooligomerization
Molecular function (GO): cullin family protein binding; histone deacetylase binding
Source: RefSeq, a predicted model, not a curated record
UUGUGACUUGGGGUUUCGCUGACCGCAUGCGUUGGGCCGUACGCUUAUACAAGCUGAUAACCUCGGGGCUCAUGUAAUUCAUUUGCUGAUUGUUCACGAUGACAUUAAAAGGAAAGGGACUACAAUACCCAGACUGCCCAGCGUUUUCGAAAAUACGCCCAUCCAUAAUCUGGUAGUAGUUUUACGGACGACCGCUAUCAGCAGGUUUGGCAGUUUUCAAGGUCCCAAUCUGUAGCGCUGGAUCAUGUCUGACCUUGUGACUCUGAACGUGGGAGGAAAGGUCUACACCACAUCCAGGUCAACUCUGACUCGGUUCCCAGACUCCAUGCUGGGGACGAUGUUCAGCACCGCGAUCCCUGUAAAAAAAGACAGCCAGGGCCACUAUUUCAUCGAUCGUGAUGGAAAAACCUUUCGGCACAUCCUCAACUUCCUCAGAACCUCACACCUCGACCUCCCCGACAAUUACAAAGAAAUUAAACUACUGAAAAGGGAGGCAGAUUUUUAUCAGAUUGAGCCAUUGAUUGAGGCUGUGCAGCAGAAGGAAGCAGAGAUCAUGGCGGUGGGGCAGAAUGCUAUGAUGAACAUCAGCCUUGACCAGAAAGUCCAGACAGUCCACUUCACGGUGAGAGAGGCCCCUCAGGUCUACAGCCUCUUGUCUUCCAGCAUGGAAGUUUUCAUUGCCAAUAUAUUUUGCACUUGUGCUAUGUUUUUGAACCACCUUGGCGCAAAGUUCUUCUACUAUUUCAAUGGCAACCUCUCCCCUGUUUGCAGUAAAGCUGAAGACCGGAAUCGCAUUGUUCUGGAGUGGGUGGGGUCAGUGGGUGGACUCCCAGAAGAAGAAUACACAAGACAGAAUUUGAAGAGGCUUUGGGUGUUAAACAAGGAGGUCAAUGGUUUCAGUGUCUUUGUUGAAGAGGUUUUGAAAAUAGCCACAAGUUGUGGUUUCUCCAUGGAUCCCACAUACCCCAGCUCCAGUGACUUUCUGAAUAAUAAAAUUAUCAGAUUAACUCGCUACAGAUAGAGCACUAUCACUCUGAUACUAAAUGUCUUGAAAAUAUUUCAGAACCUUGUUUGUGGCUUUAUCUAGUUUUUUUUUUAAAGAAUUACAACAUUUGAUCACUGCACUAAAGCAUACUAUGGGCUUAUUGCAAGUACAUUUUGUGCUCUGUUUAAAAUAUUAACAUACAAUCACUCAGAAACAUCAUUUUUGAGCAUAUUGAAUGUGUCAGUGAGUUCCACUACUUUUUUGCCAGCCGUAAAAUUGGACUAGUUUCAAGAGGGAAUUAGACACAUCUUGAAUAUAAACUAUGUGGACCAUGCUUUUAUGGUUUUGUUACUUUGUUGCAACUGUUUCAUUUUCAGAACUCUUUGCAUGAGAGGGGCACCUUUUUUAUUAAUAUAUAUCAAAAAAGGCAUUUCCACAAAAUGUGGUGAAAAUAAAGAACUGAA